Messenger RNA from Paramuricea clavata, 2425 nucleotides. The record is from the annotation of a GenBank genome assembly. Lineage: Eukaryota; Metazoa; Cnidaria; Anthozoa; Malacalcyonacea; Plexauridae.
ACGUCAAUGAAUGUUUGACCAGCCCAUGUCAUCCCAAUGCCAGCUGUACUGAUACUGAAGGUUCUUUUGACUGUCAAUGCAAUGUUGGGUUUUCUGGAAAUGGAUUGAAUUGUUUUAGUAAGUAAAUCUUUUAUUCAUGCUGUGUCUAUAAUUUUGUAACUUUCCGCUAAAUUAAUACAUUUCUUUUUUUAGACGUCAAUGAAUGUUUGACCAGCCCAUGUCAUCCCAAUGCCAGCUGUACUGAUACUGAAGGUUCUUUUGACUGUCAAUGCAAUGUUGGGUUUUCUGGAAAUGGAUUGAAUUGUUUUAGUAAGUAAAUCUUUUAUUCAUGCUGUGUCUAUAAUUUUGUAACUUUCCGCUAAAUUAAUACAUUUCUUUUUUUAGACGUCAAUGAAUGUUUGACCAGCCCAUGUCAUCCCAAUGCCAGCUGUACUGAUACUGAAGGUUCUUUUGACUGUCAAUGCAAUGUUGGGUUUUCUGGAAAUGGAUUGAAUUGUUUUAGUAAGUAAAUCUUUUAUUCAUGCUGUGUCUAUAAUUUUGUAACUUUCCGCUAAAUUAAUACAUUUCUUUUUUUAGACGUCAAUGAAUGUUUGACCAGCCCAUGUCAUCCCAAUGCCAGCUGUACUGAUACUGAAGGUUCUUUUGACUGUCAAUGCAAUGUUGGGUUUUCUGGAAAUGGAUUGAAUUGUUCAAGUAAGUAAAUUUUUCACUCAUGUGUCUAAAAUUUUGUAACUUUCUGCUAAUUGAUACAUUUCUUUUUCUAGACAUCAAUGAAUGUUUGACCAGCCCAUGCCAUCACGAUGCCAAUUGUACUGACACUGACGGUUCUUACGACUGUUUAUGUAAUGUCGGGUUUUCUGGAAAUGGAGCGACUUGUACAAGUGAGCACUACAUAUAUAUGGUUUGAAAGAGUACAGUCAGCAAAAACUGAUUUCACUUCACAAUGUUUAUACGAUUCUGUUGAUUGAGAUCAAUGUACCAGUGAAUUAUUAUCGUGAUUGGUAUAUUUUUCUUGUUUUCUAGACAUUGAUGAAUGUUUGAGCAAACCUUGCCAUGUCAAUGCCAGCUGUACUGACAAUGAGGGUUCCUUUGACUGUCAAUGUAAUCCUGGGUUUUCUGGCAAUGGAAUUUCAAACUGUACAAGUAAGUGUGAAACAACUGCAUGCAAUCUGGUUUUUUAGUUUUCUUCUUUUUACAACUUUUUUUUCAUUUUCUUUCAGAUAUUGAUGAGUGUUUAAAUGUUUCAUGUCAUGUAAAUACAGACUGUUUGGAUACUCCUGGAUCAUACAUUUGCCGUUGUAAAACUGGAUUCAAGGGGAAUGGAACUUUCUGUGAAAGUAAGCAACCACAUACAUGUGAAAGUUAGCCCGCGUGCAGACCCUUCCCUUGGGCCUGCACGCGGGCUAUGUGAAAGUAGGACAACCUUUCUAAGUUUUAUACUCCCUUUACUCUCCCUUUAUUUUUCCUAUAUUUUUGACGUUUUACUAUUUGCCAUUUCCUAGCAUUUCUUUGCCAUUAGGGAGUGGUCAUUAUUUAUGGCAGGGGGUGGCACCGAAGAGAAAAGGGUUGGGUAAACAAAAUUUAAUGUGAGUAAAAGGUUGGGUAAAUGAAAAACAAAACAACUGAAGGGUUGGGUAAUAAAAAUUUAUUCUCAUUUCCAAAGCAUGACCCUGAAAUAUUGGAGACUGAAAACUGAAAAGCAAUGUCAACAAUCGUUUGUCAAUACAAUAUGUGAAUCAAUCAGAGUCACUAUCUUGAUCAUUUUGACAAAACAAAUCAAUUGUGUUUCCAAAGAAAGUACAUGUGCAGCAGACAACAAGAAACUUUAGACUGCAGAAAAUUUCACAAGCCGUUAUGAAACUCAUGUCACUGAAGUGAUAAAGGACAUGUAUGAAAACUGAAUGGUAUCCUUUUGUUAAGUUUUUGGCCAGGGGUGGGUAGUUAUUUUUAAUUGAUAUUUGAGGUUGGGUAAUCAAAAUUUUGUCUUUUUAAUGGUUGGGUCAGCAAAAUUUUUGACACGGAAAACAUUUCUCUUCGGUGCCACCCGCCGUCAUAAAUAAUGACCGGUCCCUUAAUGUUUGACAAACCUGUGUCAUGUCAUUUUUUUCUUUAUCUCAUAGGUGAUUUAUCUGAGCAAGGCAGGAUAAACCUAGCUAUGGUUAUUGGAAUCACAAUUGCUCUGAUAUUACUUCUACUCGUCGCAGGAUUGGCAUGGUAUUGUCACAGAAUUAAUAAAAGAUGUCGCAUCCCUCGUCGCCCCAGAGAACAUGACGAAUUUGUGGAAAUGGAAACCAUGAGAGGUCCAACCGAGAACCAACCAUUGUCACAACCACCACCAGCAACAGCAGAUGACCAACAGUACAAUGGUCCAGAGAUUGUACCUGAUUUAAACAAAGAUAAUCAAGGAUCAAACCUUCUUUGUUAA